Nerophis ophidion (straightnose pipefish) is the source of this 2111-nucleotide messenger RNA. It is a transcript of the gene baiap2l2b, whose product is annotated as BAR/IMD domain containing adaptor protein 2 like 2b. Gene Ontology annotation, biological process: plasma membrane organization; positive regulation of actin filament polymerization; actin crosslink formation. The coding region runs from base 91 to 1566 and encodes 491 amino acids. Gene Ontology annotation, cellular component: nucleoplasm; cytosol. Lineage: Eukaryota; Metazoa; Chordata; Actinopteri; Syngnathiformes; Syngnathidae. Gene Ontology annotation, molecular function: protein binding. The transcript has 14 exons. The record is from RefSeq and is a predicted model, not a curated record.
AUGGGAAUACAGACUACUUUUACCUGUUCUCUUCUUGGUGUUGUUUCUUAAAGCUUCUGUCUUUGACUUUCAUAUUUGCCGUUGGGCACCAUGUCAGGAACCAGCAGUGACCAGCUGCACAGAUCCACCUUGUCUGUCUAUUCAAACCUGAUAGAACACUUCAACCCGGGCCUGCAGAAGCUUGUUGCUUUGGGAAACAGCUAUGUCAAAGCUUUCCAAGCAUUAGCCAUUUGUAGUGAAGCCUACUUCAGUGUUGUUGCCAAGAUGGGCGACCAUGCACUGCACAAACUGUCAUCUCGCUCUCUUGGGGACGUCCUCAUUCAGAUAUCCGAGACGCAAAGGAAACUGACUGCCGAGAUGGAGGGAGUGUUUCAAUGGUUCCAGGUGGAGGUGUUGCAAGCCAUGGAGAAGAACGUCAAGUUGGAUGAGGAGUACAUAGAUGGUAGCCGACGAGUGUACGAACUGGAGGUGAGGAACCAGGCGGAGGCUUUGGAGAAACAACUACGACGAGGAGCCUUCAGGGAGUCACUGGAGAGCAGCAACUACAUGCAGUACUUGAGGCAGAGCCAGCAGGAGAUCCUGAAGGAGGAGGAGAGGAGGUAUCGUUUUCUGGCAGAGAAACACUGUGGCCUCACUCAGUCGUUGCUCUUCCUGGUUAACAAGACAGGCAUGUCUCUUCAGCAAAAAGCAGAUGGAUGGAAGGAGAAAGUCAAUGAAACCCGAGGGUCCGGAUCUCGAACCCAUAGUAAUUUGGACCAAGAGGCACAGCUGCGAGGCUCCGUAAGUUCCCUGCUGCAGACGGUAGCCAAAGACGACGACAUGUCCUGGGCCAGGCGGGAGCAACAGGCACUGGGCAAUGUUCCCUCGCGAGCGCCGUCGCCCCUUCCUAGUCGCUCUCGCUCUGGCUCAGUGGGAGAGUCCUUGGGUCUGGGUGGAGGCAGACCCAUGAGAGCCUUAGUGUUUCAUCCCUCCUCGACCAACCCAAAGCUGCUGCCUUUCACCAAAGGGGAGAUGAUCACCGUGUUGGUCCAGGAACCGCGCAACGGUUGGCUGUAUGGGCGCACCGACAGCAACCUGCGGCAGGGCUGGUUCCCUGCUGCUUAUGUGGGUCCCAUUGAGGAAUCAGACACAAGCAGCGACAGUUCUCUGAGAAGUAGCAGCAUGAACAACAUGCUGGACCCCAACGGCACACACAAAGACCAAUCAGAGGGCAGGAGCUACGGUGACAUUGCACCGCCAGCCACGCCUAACCGCAGAGCGUCCAUGGACAUCUGGUCGUUCUCCCCGCUCCCCGAGAAGAAGGCAGAACUGACGACAAUUGAGAUUAAACCUCCUCCUCCUCCACCUCCCCUUCCUCCCCCUAAGAGUCUCAUCAUCCAAAGGGGGUCAGCUGACCUGCGACCGCUUUCGCCCAACCCUGAAUGGAAAAGCGAUGGUGACGCACAGGGUUUAUCCCCUAAUGGCCCACCCGAGAAUCCUCUUUUUCCAAGAGGCACAAACCCGUUUGCCACCGUGAAGCUUCGCCCUACCAAGACCAAUGACAGGUCGGCCCCUAGCAUCCAUUAAUGCGCCAUGCCAGGACCUCAGGUUUGUAAGUGAGGUGACAUUACAAAGAAAAGGAAAAAAAACAAAUAUAAUAAUAUCAAUCUGAAACAUGGAGGACAAUUUAGUCAAAUAUCAACACCGUAUUUCUGUUUUAUCCGCAAAUUGUAAGGAUAGACAUUUUUCAUAAUCACUCAUAUCAGAGGUGACCGUGUAUUGUAAUAUUCAAAGACUUUGUUUUGAAUGUGAGUAAACAACAACUAGAAGAAAUAACCAUUGCUCCAUACUUUAUUACCAUUUCCUACUGGCUUUUCUCACGUCAUUGUUGUGUUUGCUAUGUCAUCAAGAGGUGGAUGAAGGGUGGGAAGACAUGUAAUAAAUACGACAAAAGAACCUAAAGAGAGCUGGGAUACAACAUCACUACCACCACCCUAUCUUUAUGCACUCAUCAAGGACAAUUGUGGACCCUGAUACAGAUUUGAUACUGAAUGAAACAUUAAAUUCAAAUUUAGUAACGUUUUUUUUUUUUUUGUGGAACGCUGCCUGGUGUAGCAGGUGGGCCGGUCUUA